Messenger RNA from Hypanus sabinus (Atlantic stingray), 7994 nucleotides. RefSeq names its product ectonucleoside triphosphate diphosphohydrolase 2-like. Gene Ontology annotation, biological process: nucleoside diphosphate catabolic process. The transcript is spliced from 9 exons. The coding region runs from base 160 to 1665 and encodes 501 amino acids. Gene Ontology annotation, cellular component: plasma membrane. Gene Ontology annotation, molecular function: GDP phosphatase activity; UDP phosphatase activity. Lineage: Eukaryota; Metazoa; Chordata; Chondrichthyes; Myliobatiformes; Dasyatidae. The record is from RefSeq and is a predicted model, not a curated record.
CCCUCCCCUCUCGCAGGACAGGUAGGACCGCGGCGCCAGGUCCCGGGCGGGCUCCGAACUGCGCGGGGCGGGCGGAGGGCGGGGCGGAACUGAACGGAACAGGGCGGUCGUGUGCCCCGCUCCCGGCGGCCAGCAGCCGCACCCCACAUUGGCUUGAGUAUGGCUCGCCUGCCGCAACUCGCUCUGUCAGUAACACUCGCAGCCCUCGGAGUCCUCGGCAUCGUCCUGCUCGCCGCCACCUCCUGGGAUCGGGCCGAACCGCCGAAGCACAAGUACGGGAUUGUGAUCGACGCCGGCUCUUCGCGCACAACCCUUUUCAUCUACAAAUGGCUGUCCGGGAAAGAGAACAACACUGGGGUCGUGAGCGAAGAGAGCAGCUGCCGGGUCAGAGGUUCGGGAAUCUCCAGCUAUGCAGAACAACCAGCAAAAGCCGGGAGCAGCCUAAAGGCCUGCCUCGACCAGGCUCUGAAAAACAUCCCCUCUGAAAGGCACACCGAGACCCCCCUCUACCUCGGGGCAACAGCUGGAAUGCGCUUGCUGAACCUGACUGAUCCAGAAGCAACCCAGAAAGUCUUCGCGGCAAUCAACAGCACCCUGAGGUCCUACAGCUUCAGCUACCGAGGGGCCAAGAUCCUGUCCGGGAGUGAGGAGGGGGUGUUCGGCUGGGUCACGGCCAACUACCUGAUGGAGAACUUCAUAAAGUAUGGCUGGGUGGGCCGGUGGAUCAACCCCAGCCGACGCACGGUGGGUGCCAUGGACCUCGGUGGGGCUUCGACGCAGAUAACUUUUGUGCCGGAAGAGCUGGUGCGGGUGCCGGAGAAUAAGGUGGAGCUGCAGCUGUACGGCCACAAGUACAGCGUGUACACACACAGCUACCUCUGCUAUGGCAAAGACCAGGUCAACCGUAAAGUCCGAACCAAGAUUUUGGCAACCCGUGGUUCCAGCAGUGAUGUGGUCAACCCCUGUCUGCCCGCGGGCUACAAUGUUACCUUCUCCCUGAAAUACCUCUACGCGAGCCCCUGCACUGACGAUGAUAAACCCCCGAGUUACUCCCCCACAACCAACAUCACCUUCCGUGGCUCCUCCAACUCAGAAGAUUGCCAGCAACUGGUCAAAUCCAUCUUCAAUUUCACCUCAUGUGACCAUGACGUCUGUGCCUUUAACAACGUCUACCAGCCACCCGUGACUGGGAACUUCCUGGCAUUUGCAGCUUUCUAUCACACUUUCAACUUCCUGGAGACUACUUUAGGAAAAAGCGUGAAGUCCCCAGAUGAGCUGAAGAAGGCAGCCGAUACUCUCUGCAAAAUGAACUUCAAAACGCUGAAGGAGAAGGCAACUGGGACUGAAGAGAAGUGGCUGACAGGUUAUUGCACCAUGUCCUAUUAUAUCUACAGCCUGAUAACCCUGGGCUACAAGUUUGACAAACAGACAUUCAGCAACAUUGCAUUCCAGAAAAAGGUGGAGGGUUCGUCCAUCGGCUGGGCUCUGGGAUACAUGCUGAACCUCACCAACAUGAUUCCAGCUGACGAUCCCGUGAACCGCAAGGUGCAGCUGGUUGGUGCCUGGUGGGUCAUCAUCGUGAUCUUCAUCCUGGUGAUCGUGGCAGGAGCCCUGGUCUUUAUCUUGUUCUCCCAUUCGAUGAAGAAUGAGUCAGGGGUGUUGUAGCGUAUGGAGGACCACCAGUGUACCCCCGAGUGGUGUCCCUGCCCGGUCGUGCCACACUGGCACCUCCGCUUGGGCUAGGGAAGUGUACUGUUUCAUCCCAUGCCUCCUACUAACCAUGGGAGCUACCUUCCCUCACUUACCCAGAUGCUGCCGUGAACCCCAUUCCCACUGACUCAGUUCUUCUCACGCCACCUCCAUUUCCAAUGACACCGGACCUCUCCCCUUCACCCAGUGACCCCACCGACUCCAGCUGAUCAUCCAGCCACCCUGGCCCUCGCUUCUCCCUCCUGGCCCUCCGACCCCGCUCCUCUGUACCCUAACCUAACGGUUUGUCACAUAAGUGAGCAUUCAUUUCCAGUAACUACCUCGCUUCCCCCUGCUCCAUUGGUGGGGCUCAGAGUUGAGUUAACAGCGUUCAGUGAGACCCGCAGAGCUCAGUGCCGCGCCCUCCUUGCGCUGCUCAGACCCACUCGGCGGAUGUCACUCCUUGCCGCCCACUGACUGCGUUUACUCUGACACCGUCACCCCUAUCCGUCCACUGGUUAACCUCAUUCCCAACCCAGCAGCUUGGAGUGUCGCUCAGGAGCUCUCUCCCUGGCCGCCUCCCGCUGCCAGCGUCAGUGGCGUCCACAGCUGGGGUCUUCGGAAGGUGCUCCCGGAACGGGGUCACUGCAUCUCCACGGUGAUCCACGCCUCCAACCCUGUCGCCAGUUCACAUCCUCGCUCCAAGCCACUGUCCCCCUCGGCCCCAGGCCCAAGAGAGACGCUGGGCUCAGCUGCACCUGAGUGGGGACAGGGUUGGCCAGCGGCCUCAGUCCCCAGAGUCAGUGUGAAGACACGGAACGGUGGGGAGGGUUGUAGAGGGGUGACUGAUUGGCUGGAAAACAUCCUGGUUCACAGGUUCCCAUGUUUAGUGACAGCAGCUCGGAGCAGCACCUGCGGCCGCCCUCCCUUGGACCGUCCGGUUGGGUUUAAAGCUCUCGCUGGUCUCCCUCACCGCCAUGACUUUCAGUACUCUGUCACUGGGGCAUAGUGUUCUCAUCCCAAGCCUUGGGCCCACGGUGAGAGGUCCUCAUAACACUAGGGUGGGAGCUCAGAUAGUUCUGCGGCCCUGAAAUAUCUGCAUCUGUAUCAACAAUCUGCUGAAGGAACUCGGCGGGUCAAGCAAUGCUUGUGGGUGGGGAAGGAAUUGUCAACUUUAUGGAUUGAAGCCCUGCUUUAGGUCUGAGUGGGAAACCCAGUCCUGGGGCAGGGUCUCGAUUGAAACAUCAACAGUUCCUUUCCUCCCACAGAUGCUGCUUUAAAAAAAAAAUUAUUUAGAGAUACCACUCGGUAACAGGAGCUCCCGGCCCAACGAGCCUGUGCUGCCCAAUUACACCCACGUGACCGAUUAAUCAGCUAACCCGAAAUCUGGGGUGGGGGGGGGGAACCAGAGCACCCGGAGGAAACCCACACAGUCCUGGGGAGAAAGCACAAGCUUCGUACUGACAGCAGCUGAAUUGGUCCCAGUGCUGUAACAGCAUCACACUGCCGUGGCACUGAGUUCCUCCAGCAGAUUGUUGAUCCCAGCGUCUUCGGUCUUUUGUGCCCCUACCCCCCCCCCCAUGUUUAUACCAGCCUUUUCACGUUUCAAACUGCUUCGUAACCAAUAAAGCACCUUUGUCAUAUUGGCACCUUUGUGAAGUAGGGGCACUGUGACUGGUUUGUCCAUAGCAGGUGAAUCUGAAUGAGAAGGUAAUCUAUUUUAGUGACCUCAGUUUAGGAGUAAAUUUGACAAGUUCACCAGGGAGAAUCACUGCUCAUAGGAAAUUUUCUACCUAAAAAAAGACAAUGAGACCUUUGUCAACAGCACACCCUAAAGAAAGGAGUCUGCUGCCAUUCAUGUCCUGGAUAAUCACCGGGAUUAUCAAGUGAAAUUAAGGGCUUACUGGAAGCCUGUCACAGUGAGGACAUGGAACACACAGCCCAGCCUGCCCCUUCCAACUUGAUUUUCCUGUAUACAAUCCUCUCUGGAGUUCUUAAAAUCUUUCUUCAAAAUCUGCCCACCAUUUCCUGGAUUCUGUUUUCCGGAGUGGGAAUUUUCAAUCCUUUGAUUCGGAGCGAAACAUUGUUCGGCAGCUGACGGCACCUUUGCCCUGUCAGAGGAGCCUCUCUCACACCUCGGCAUCUGCCCCCCAGACCUGUGAGGCUUCGCUUCCCAGACUCAGUUUUCAGUGACUGAUGCCCCAAGGCAACACCCCGGUCCCUGGCUCCUCGUGAACUCAGCCUGCACUCUCUGCAAGAUAGACAAAGCCAAGCACGUACCUGGCUGGAAACGGUUAAAGUGCAGAACGCGGAGCCCUGGCAUAUGUGAUGAAAUUCACUGUCCAUCGUUGUCCAACUGAAAGAACCCCCUGACUCAGUGACGUCGACUACAGCAAAGGCCAAUCCAAGCCGGAGGUCUACUAACGGCUACCACUAUUACUCUGUUCCAAUACUCUCCCACUUCAAACGCCUCUGCUUCCAGUCUUCUGACUUACUCUCUUCUCCUCCCACAGAUCUCCCCUAUGCUCCUUACGGUCUCCUGGUAUUGGUAGGGCAGAGAGCUCGGCUGAGCUGCCACCGUACCUAUAUGCUGUCACUGCCACAGUCUUACUGCUGUCACUUCCGUGUGUUGAGGUGCUCUCUGUUCAGUGUUCUGGAAAUAGAUGAUAAAUGUUGAUUGCAUCCUGGAGAAUAACUACAAACACUCCCUCAUUUACUCUCUUCCCCCAUUCUACUCCCUCCCAUUUCCAAAGCAUUCCCAUUCCCUUCCCCUCUCAUUCCUGCUAUUCUAUUUCCCAUUCCCCCUUCAAUUCCCAAGCCUCUCCAUCAGGACUCACUGCGGGCACUUUUCCCCUCCCGGUACCCUCCUGUAAAGUAUCAGAUGUUCCCUGCUGCCACCGCUCCCUUCCAUUGCCUGUUUCUCUGCCCACGCCCUGUACCUCACCUCAGAGCCUGCCCCCACUGAUCUUGGCUGCCACCAGCCCUCGCUUCACACCUCCACAGUGAGUGAGUCUGCCUCAUGGCCACACUGAAGCCAGAGGCAGACGAACUGAGCAAAACGAUACCCAGACAGCCCAGUCCUGCCAUUGAACAGGGCAGCAGGGAUCUCCAGGAAGAGUGCCCACUGGCAGGAUUUAAGAACCACAUCUGGCUCUGAGACUCCAUUGCCUGACUUGGGUAAAGAAACGCAAGCUCCUAUUCCUAUCCCAUGCAUACUAUGUCCUCACAAUCCUCUCCCCUCCUGUCUCCCACAUCUCUUUCUCCCAUCAUCACCUGUAAUUUGGCCAUGAGCCUCUCCGGCUGUGCCUUAUUUCUCUAGGUCUGUGAAUGCAUCUAUUGUAGCAGCCCACGGCCUUGUUCAUGUGGAAUAUAGGGACUGUGUGUUGAAACAGUAGCCGAAGGUGUUGCUGAAACCACAAGGCAGGGCCACUCGGACACCAGAGCAACACCCCCACACCCCAAGCGACACAGACGUGACCGAUCUAGAGGUGGAGGACCUACAAAAACACCAACACUGGGCUUAUGUCCGACAAUCAACCAGAUGAAUCUCGUACUUUCGCAAACUGCUCAUCCACCACCACCACUCCCACACUUCGGCCUACCCCACACUCACUGCCAACGCUAUCUGCAGGCAGCAGCAAGGGAUUUGUCCUCCUUUCCUGUGACGCACAUUCCGCAACAUUCCAGAUCUCAGGAAUCCAAGAAGAUCUCUCAUCAGACACUGUUUGUCAGUGCUAUGAGUCCUGUCAGAAAUAAACUGUAGUUUCAUAGUUUGAAAACGUUUAAGUUUUUUCUCUUAUUUUGAACACAGAAGUUUAGCUCAGCAGUACACUACACGACGCCACUGUUGGUGGGGGUUUAGACAGUACACAGGGUGACGUAGACCGUAAUUCCAGUGUUACUAAUUUACAAAAGACCCUUGUCUAAACUCCUAAGCCAUUUACCCUUUGAUUCCCAAUAAAUUAACAUCAUUCCCAGUUAACCAAACCACUCUGUAACAAUGCAAUCCAUGAAUAAAUGUUCCCUUUUAAUUAUUUUUAUAAUUUAAAAAAUAGAGUAAAAUAAAUGUUCCCCCUGAAUAAUCCUGUCCUAAAAAUCUCAAAGCCUAAUUUUUCCUUCAUGGAAUAAAGCCAAUCAGGAGAAUAUCCUUUCUUCCUGUGUCUUUUCCAAAUCAAUAGUUUGCCUAAAAACCUAUUUUCUGAACUAAACAUUUGUUUGGCAAUCUUCCCAGAAUAACAUUCCAGAAUAAUAACUUACUUUCAAAACAGCUUUUCACUAAAUGCCUCACCUCCAAAGCACAACUAACCCAUUCCCAAUCCUCUCCAAGUAAACCACACCCAAGACAAUACUAACAAAUAAACCGUUUACCCAAAAAAAACCAUUCCCCAAAAAAUCCAUCCUUAGUAUCUCUAAGCAACUCCCAAAACAUACUUCCCAUUAAACACACCAUUUCUAAAACAAACACGAGGAAAUCUCUGACUAUCUUUCCUUUCAGUUAGUCCUGACGAAGGGUCUCGGCCCGAAACGUUGACAGUGCUUCUCCCUAUAGAUACUGCCUGGCCUGCUGUGUUCCACCAGCAUUUUGUGUGUGUUGUUUGAAUUUCUAAAACAACUUCUAUUAAGCCACUCUCAAAACUUCCCUCUCUAAAUUUACUCCUAAAACAACCAUUGUACCCCUACUUAAUAUAAUGUCUACAAAUAUCCCAUUAGAACAUCCAACAAAAUAACACACUCCCAAAGUAUCCCAGAAUAACCCACUGGUAAAACUUCCCUAAGCAUCUCAUUCCCAAAACAAAGCCCACUAAACACUAUCCCAAAACAUUCCCCAAUAAAUACUCCACUCCCAAAAUAUUGCCUGCCAAAUACUCCACUUUAUAAACAACAUGUAACUAAGCAUCCCAUUCCCAAAAUACACUCCACUGAAUGUCCCAACUAAUUAAUGUAAACUCAAAAAUAAUCCCCAAACAAAUAAUUCAUUCCUAUAAAUCUCCUACUAAAUAAAAUCUCUCCCAAAUCAUUCUGCUAACAAAGUACCUCACUCUCAAGGUACGCCCCACAAAAAACUCUCCCAAAACAACCUCCACUAAUUAUGCCAACUUCACAUUCCCCAAGUAAAUGUCACACUCCCAAUAUAUCCAACACCAAGUAACUCACACUGAAAACUGCCCCUGAAUAAUCCAUGCCAGAACACCCUGUCACUAAACCCCUUCACUAGGGGGUUCCAUCUAUGGGGAGACCAUCGUCCCAUCUGGGGAUUGCAUUCAGCAGCAGGAUGUUUGCAUCUCAGCAGAUGUUAGGGACCCUCAGCAAGUCAGCGAACAUUUGUGGAGGAGACGAACAACGUGUGCCUGACAUCUGCUGGAGGACCAUUGACCUGAAUGGAUGAGACUGCAGUCUGCUCACUGGGAGCGUGCAGCUAAUAGUGAGAUUUUCUGUAGAUAAUUAAACAGGAAGAGAAGUUAACAGUGAUCACUGGUCCUAUAGUUAAAAGUAAAAUUUAUCAUCAGAGUGCAUACAUGCCACCACAUACAACCCUGAGAUUCUUUUUCUGCAGGUAUAGCACAUCUAUAGGACAGGGACUGCAAACAGUGCAAAUGCAAAUAUAAAUAAAUAGCAAUAAAUACUGAGCUUGAAAUAACAAUAUAUCAGAGUCCAUAAAUGAGUGUAGUUACCCCUUUUGUUCAAGAUAGUUGAGGGUAGUAACUGUUCUUGUACCUGGUGGAGCGAGUCCUGUGGCUCUUGAACCUUCUACCUGAUGGCAGCAGUGAGAAACGAGCACGGCCUGGGUGGUGAGGAUCUUUGAUGAUGGAAGCUGCUUUUCCAUGGCAAUGUGUCAUGUAGCUGUGCUCAAUGGUUGGGAGGGCUUUACCUGUGGUGUACUGGGCUGAAUCCACUAUCUUUUGUAGGAUUUUUCCGCUCAAAGGCAUUGUUGUUCCCAUACCUGGCCGUAAUGUAGCCAGUUAGCACACUUCCUGCCACACAUCUGUAGAAGUUUGCCAAGGUGUUUGAUGACAUGCUGAAGUAACGGUGCUGUUGUGCUUUCUUCCCUAUAAUAAUAUUUAUAAUGAUGGGUCCGAGACAGGUCCUCUGAGGUGGUGACAUCCAGGAAUUUAAAGUUACUGACCCUUUCCACCAAUGAUGACUGGCUCAUGGACCUUGGUUUCCCUCUCCUGAGGGGUUUCACUAUAGAGAAUCAGAAUCGAGUUCAAUAUCAUCCGCAAGCGUUGUGAAAUUUGUUAACUUAAUGGCUGUAGUACUAUGAAAUACAUGAUAAAUAAACUGAAUUACCUAAGUAUAGAAGAGCC